Messenger RNA from Asparagus officinalis (garden asparagus), 429 nucleotides. RefSeq lists its product as uncharacterized. Bases 1 to 429 code for a protein of 142 amino acids. The transcript has 2 exons. Lineage: Eukaryota; Viridiplantae; Streptophyta; Magnoliopsida; Asparagales; Asparagaceae. The record is from RefSeq and is a predicted model, not a curated record.
AUGGGGAAUGAUCAUGCCUUAGAGAUUUCUGAUGAGCUCGGGUGCAAGACACAUAUAGCAAAUGGGAUCAUGAAGAUUGUUAGAGGGACGCUUGUUGUUAUAAAAGGAGAAAAAAUAGCUGCAAAUCUAUACAUCCUUAAGGGAGAGACUCUGCAGGAUGCUGAUUCAUGUGUGGCAUCAACCAGUCGUGGAGAAGAACAAACCAUGAUGUGGCAUCACAAAGUAGGCCACAUGUCAGAACGGGGCUUGAAGAUUCUCUCCGAUCAGAAGCUGUUUCCUGGACUUAAUUCAAUAGCUCUUCCCUUCUGUGAGUAUUGUGUUACAAGUAAGCAGCAUCGACUAAAGUUCAACAUAUCGAGUUCUAGAAGCAAUGCUAUUCUGGAGCUAGUUCAUUUUGAUGUAUGGCAAGCACCAAUUACAUUUAUGUGA